AUGCCUACUGAGGUAGGUUUAAUUGUAAUUUAUCAAUCGAUCGAUCCAUUGAUUGAAUAGGAUAGGUUGACUGAUUGAUUGAUCGAUGGACUGAUUGAUCAUGGUUAACUUGGAUUUUUGUAAUCGCAUCAACACACAUUAGCUUGAUUGAUUAUCAGUCUCUCUUAAUGAUAUGUUCAUUUUAAAAGUGCAAUGAAUUGUCUCCUUACCUUCUUCAGUUAAUUACUAGUCUGUUUAUUUCCAGUCAAGUGUUGACGAAGCCAGAUAUCUGCUAGCAUCCAGACGAGGCUCUUCACCAUCCGCUUAUCAAUGCAUACGCAGUAGAAGCCUUGACAUGGUAGCAGAGGAACAGCCGUCUGAUUCCGCACAUGAGAGCAACACAAGUACGCCACCUGCCUCUCUUGGACUUCCUCGGUACCGAACUAGGUCACGCAGUCUUGACACCGGCCUUAAAAAAAGAAAUAAUUUCUCUGCUUUCAAAGAAUCUCUCAAGGUAAUAUUGGGAAUGGAACAAUAGGCAUGAUCCCCAUUGCCUGUGUUCACACUAUGCGCCAUCAACGUAUCCGUGCUCAUGAGGGUGUUAUUUCUGUUUCCGGCCUUUUUUUCAUUUCGGAAUAAAGGGGAUAGUUUCUAAAGAAACUGUGGUGUUGCGUUGGUGGGGGAGAGGGGUAUUCCAAGAGAAAAUUUAGUUUCAUCAACUAAGUCGAUAAUCUGUUAUGAUAACAUAGACUCGAAGGUCCUAAUAAACUGUAACAAUUCGUCUCAAUGUUUCAGUUACGUGACGUGCAAAAAACAAGGCUUGGUACGUGAGAGAAGAUCUGUGGCCAGCAAAAUUGGAAAAUUUGCAGUAAACGUCGUCAGGCUUGAAUUGAGGGCAACCCAAAAGAAGUUACUGCAAGUUAUUAAGACCUCUGUUGUUCCUUCUGCGGUCUACUGCGAAUGUCUUGGUGGUCUAGUUUAUGUUAUGCAAUGGCCCGUACGCGAACGCAACGGAAUACGAUUUCCUGUUGGCUUGAUGGAAGCAUUUUCCCGACUUAAGAGGAAUUUAGAUUAAUUUUCGAAGACCUUUUUAUAAAUUUUGAAAAGUUGAUAGAAUAUGGAGUAAAUUUGUUUUACAGAGCAGAACAUUUAAGUGCUCAAACAAAUUAAUAUGUUUGGCUUUUUGGGUGUUAUGAAUAAUUUAACAACUGAACAAUGGAAACUUACCGGUAAAGACGUUUUUUAACUAAUUAGCCCGUUUCAGUUCGUUACUUUUUUGUAACAAAAUUUCAGUAUACGUUUUGCAGGUUCAAGUUCAACUGGUUUUUUUGAAAAAAACAUAUUAAACAAUUCAACUCAGUUUGAAUGUUAACAUUUGAGAAACAAAAAUUGGUUAAAUGACAUGAAAUCUACGUUCAACUUUGUUUUGCCAUAUACUCGGACGGUAUUUUAUACGAUAGAUUUUUAAGAGGGACGUCUGUGAGGAAGACCGAGUUGUAAAUCUUGGUGGGUUUGCUCUUCAUGGCAGUCACCAAAUAUAAAAUGGACACACGGGAUGUUGAAGAGCACUCUCGUUUCAGUGCCGGUCUCUCAAUUGGACGAAAAUGUUUUCAAAGAGCAUCGAGUGCGUAGUGCUGCCAAGUUGAGUGCAGCGAUGCGCCUUUCACACAGAUCGAUUACCACGAAAAACAAACCUGCAAGCGAGUCCAGCUUAAAAGCAUGAAAUCCUCAAGGAUAUGAAGACAGCAUGGAAUGUCAUCAACCGUCUGGUCUGUCACUAACUUGCAAUUUUUCUGCCGCGAGUCUCACGCCGUAUGCGCGGUCCUGAGUCGGUGGGUAUUUAAUCAGUGGAAAAGGUUGCAACUCAUACAGUUUGACCAUUCGCAAGGAACUUACUUGAAUCCUCUUGCUGACAAGAUCUUUCCAGUCCAGCUAUUAGCCAUCUACUUACAAACCAAAAAUUAAGCCGAUCUUAACUUCUCACUCCUGCGAUUUUUUUUGCCCGAUUUUUGCGGCUUUACACGUGCUAAAGAAUGGAGCAUCAAAGCCGUGUGAGGCCUGGCCACUAGAAGCUCCAUCCACCACUUAUCAUUUAGCGCACACCAAACCGUGAAACUCAGGUAAAACAACUGACAUGGCAAGCCACACAUGACUGUUUCCCUUCGGUUAGUUAUGACCCAGGAAGGCUCGAUUAAAAACGGGUCGCUGAAAAAUUAUUUCAAUCAACCCGCCCUCAUAUUGAGUAGCUCACAUCGAAAUUGUUUAUUCUUGCCACAUGCCCCCUCCAAAAUAAGCCUACACUAUCCCCAACCACCCCCCCCCCUUCUGAUAAUUAUUUGAUGCGUGUUCCAGCAUUUUUUAAAUGAAAUCGAAAGUGCACGUACAUAAAGAUGAGAUGAGAUGAGAUGAGAUGUACAUAAAAGUUAAAAGUAUGAAGCCAAAAUACUGAACAAGAACGCAAUUUAUCUCUCACUUUCAAGCAUUUUUGUUUCAACACAAGUGUAAAAUUUACUUCAGAACCUCGGUUUUACAUGUUUUAUUUGAAAUGUUUGAAGUUAACUAAAACACACACACUCUGACAACUUUAAAAAAAUUACUGACCUUCGGUUUAGUUUCUUCUCGGAAAAUGAAGCGAAAUAUUUGAAUUUCGCCCUCAAGGUCUUUGAAGACAACUGCAUGAUUUUUAUUCUUCGUAGCUUGCUAUGAGCAAAGGCCCGCCAAUAAUCUUCAUUACAUUGUGUAAUGCACAAGAAACUUUUUCAGCAUUCUGAAGAGGCUUGCGAAAUCCAUAUGCCUGCUUUGGAUAAAGUCUUUUCAUGGCGUUUUCGCACAUGAAAAUUUUUCGAACAUUAAGGAGAUGUUUUGCAAAAAUUUUGAUCGAUGGUGGACGGCCGCGUCCAAAUUUCCCGCCCUCCUUGAUGUCAUCGUAACCUCACUUCUAUGAAGCCAAUAAAUGCAAGCUAUAACCAGAUAUGGUUCUUUUGAGAUGCACUGUCUUCUUAGCUUUUUCUUCGUGAAAACUAAAAAAUGCAGCUAUUUUUUCGAGAAUCAGGUUAGUACUCUAUAUUUUUAUUGAAAAGAAAGAGGUUUGUUUUUCCCACUUCUCUUUCGACAUUUUUGACCGUGAAGUACUGAGGCUCUUUGCCUUCAACUCUCGCACAUGCGCAAGACCAUGCGCAAUAAGAUUUUCAUUUCGCGCCAGAUUAGAAAUUUUCCGCCAUUAAUGUGAACAAUGACGAAUGUGGAGAUCUCGAAGCAUCGUGCCUGACUUGAUUUCUUGGAUCAAUCUCUGCCUUUUCCACGGCCCUUUAAACAGUUCAUGUGGUCUUCUGAAUAGUGAUUAUGGCAAAAGUUCACAUCAUCGAUGUGACAAUUGGCCAAAAUCCGUCUUCGUUCUGCAGUGACUUUGAAUUUCAGAUUACUUUCGACUGCACUGAGGAACUUAACGAAGGUUUUCACAUUUUAUUUGUACUCUGUUUCUUUUAUAAAUGUCAUGAUUGAAUAGUAUUAACUCUCUUCAUUUAAAUCUAUUUUCUCUUGUGUAAAUCGCGUAGAUCUAGAGUGGAAGCUUAUUUAUGUUGGAUCGGCUGAGAGUGAUACUUACGAUCAAGUGUUAGACUCUGUGUUAGUUGGACCUGUCCCGAUCGGAAGACACACUUUUGUUUUUCAGGUAUUUCAUGACAUGUUUACUAUUUUAAGAUAAUUUAAGCCUUUCCCAUGCAAAUUCCAACAUGAAUUCGUACGAUUUACCCCUGUAAUUAAUGCUCCCUGUACAUAUACAAUUGUCAUCGUGUGAACUUCGAGUGAUCUACAUUCCCCUAUUGUCAACUUCUUAUAAUUUUGUUUGAGCUACUGAAGAAUUUUACCGAUUUCAUUAUGUUAUUGUUAUGACCUUGCAAGCUUGGUGUUGAUGAUGUGUUUUUGAUCGAUGAAGAAUUAACGUGAGGUCGCCAGAGAGAAAUCGUAGUUGUAUGUUUCGUUUUGAUACUGAAUUCAUUUGAUGAGGACUUCAUCCAUAAAUGACCAACGAUUUUACAUCAACUUCCAAAACUUAGCAUUUUGUCGACUUAAUGUCUUUCCGUGUACUCCAAGUCUUAUGAAGUUGAGUAGUAGAACAUUCAGAAAAUUUUUCCGAGAGUUGUAGGUUCGUUUCUGUUGGUAGCACUUGGAAUUUCUUUUUCUUAGUUUACCUGUCAUUUGCUGAACAAUUUCAUAAUUUAAUCACUGAAAAUUUUUGAGUGUCUGCGAAGGCACUUACCAGUACCAUGCUUUGUGACCUGUUCUCAGAGGGCAAGUAAGUUUGGUUUCUGUCAGAGCUAGUAAUCUCUGGACUAGGUAGUUUAGUUCUUCCUAACAUCACAUACUGUCAUUCAUUGUGUGGUGCUGAAGCACAGCUUACCACAAUUAAGAGAUUUCUAGUCAGAUGUCAUAAGCACAAAUACAAAUUUACAACCUACCUUCUAGAAAAACAGGAUUCUAAAAUACCCAAUUAGGUAGCAAAGUGAGAUUUACAUCCUCUUUGUUACCUUUCUUCUACUUUGUACUGUUUUACUCCAUAGCUCAAGAUAUGUUUUGUUUUGUUUUGUUUUUGUUUUUUUGAAGAAACAAAAACUAACAGACUAUUGCCAAAAGUAAAUGUAUUUGUGACAGUACAUGUACAUAACUUUUGUUUAAACAGUUAACACUUAUGUGUCCUGAGACACUUGUUAGAUAAUUUUAAAACUCCACUUGGACCUUGCAGAUUGACUUGGGUUAGACCCUGAAGCAUAUAAAGGCAAUAAACUGAUUUCAAGUUCAAAAAUUGAUGAUUAUUUGGUGUUUUACUGUCUUGUAUCUUUUUGUGGUUGGUGCAGUAUUAGUAGUGAAAUAGGUUUUUUCUUUCAAAACAUUUCAUUUUUGUUUGACUAUCGCUCAAUUUUUCUACAUUGAUAAAUGCUAAUGCAACCUCUGGCCACGAUAAGGGCAUCAAUAUAAUCAGCAAAACGCAUCACUUUACAAGCCCAGGCUAAAACCAAAGGAAUGAGGUGAUAAUUCCAAGUAGAGCAAAUUUCCCAGCAAAAAUCUAAUUACUCUGACAUUUAAAUAAUUUAAAAUUCAAGGUGCAAUCCAGUUUUUGAGUUACAACCUUUUUUAUUUCAAGUCUUCCAGUCUUCAAGGUGUAAACUUAUCAUGAUUGUAGCCCAAUACAUUGUAGUGAUGGCAUGUUCUUAAUUUUAUAACAAUUUUUUCCUUGCUGUGGCUGAACAGAGGAUACUUUCAAAUUAUCACUAAUGCUUGUCAAUGAAUACAUGUAGAUUGAUUGAUGAUGUUUCAACUUUGUUAAUGAAGUCCUGGGAGAUAUGUAAAAAUGAUUUUAGAAUUAAGUAGGCAAUUUUUCUUUAUUCAGUUUGAAAAGCUCCAGCUCCUUCAGUUUAGAAGUUAUUUUAAGAUUUUAUGGAUAUCAUUUGUUCUAGGUCCUCAUCAUAAAAUAUUUUUAUUUUUUAAAUUUGUCCUGUUCAUGCUGCACUAGACUUUGUUUUCACCCAUAAAGGGUACUUGUGUCUAUCUUUUGAUAUUACAUAAAUUUCCUUAAACCUCCAAAACUUCCUUUGUUACACUUUUACAGAUGCAUCCUUCAACAUUUAGAAAUUCAGUCUUUUGCACUUUUUGUUUAGGUUACAGUUAAUGUUGAGGGUAAAGAUUGUGAAUAAGCCUUCUUUGCCCUAUUUUAUACUUUAGUUUCAUUUGAUGCAAUUGAGACAUGUUUUAUGUUUCUUCCCUCUCUUAGGCAAAAUCUCCAGAUCCUAGUCAAAUCCCAGAUGAAGAUUUGGUUGGUGUAACUGUGAUCCUUUUAACUUGCUCAUACAAAGACAGAGAGUUUGUACGUGUAGGUUACUAUGUAAACAAUGAGUACAUUGAGGAAGAAAUGAGAGAGAAUCCUCCCACAAGGCCUGUCAUAGAAAAGGUAUUGUUAUGAUAAAUGGCCAGCCAUAUGCAUUUAUGAAUUUUUUAACCAGUUAGAGUGUUGUUCAUUGAUUGUGUGUUGUAAACUACCCUGUAUUUUAUUUGUUUUGCAUUUUUUUGCUUGAGCUGCAUGGACAAGAUUUUGUUGAGUUUGUAAAUGCAGGUGUUUGUUUAAAUUUAACUACUUUGGAAUAGCUAUAAACAUGUAUUUAAUUUAUCUUCACAUUCAAAAUUUUCCUUUUUAGUCAAUAUCAUGAACCAGUUAAUUUUUUGUUGUGAAUUCCUCACCACAGUUAAAAAAAAAUUGCAUAGUAAUCUGCAGGGAGUCCAUCAUAUUUAGUAUAAGGCCCUCUAUGAUUUGAUCAUUCCAUUUUCUUUUAAGUAUUAACCCUUUCACUACCAAGAUCUAAUUAGUAAUUCUCCUUACUAUCUGCCAUACAAUUCUUAUGAUGCUAGUUCAGAGAAUUUGGUAUUGGAUCAACUAAUAAUCCCAUGGUUGACAUUCUUCUCUAUUCUCAUCACCUGCCUACUUUUGGGAGUGAAAGUGUUAAAGUGUUAAUGUUUUACAAACUUUUAUGUUUUCUUUCAGCUCCAAAGAAAUAUACUUCAUUCAAAGCCACGAGUAACAAGAUUUAAGAUUGACUGGAAUGAUUAACUUAGGAAAGCAUGCUUUCACAUUUGUUACAAAAUUAUACAGCUGUAUUGUGUUAUAGAUUGCUUAAUGACCAUGAGAUUAGAUGUUAGAUUUUAGCAGGAACAAAAGGCUGGUUGAAAACUUAAAUAUUGAAUUCUAGGAGUGUUAUCCUCUAUGCAAACACAUGUGCAGCAGCUUUGUACAUAUUUUUAUUAUUUCUGUUCUGAAUUAUCAUUUCAAUGUUGGAAAAAAAACAGCAUCCUCUAGAAUAAUAAGGAGGUGUUGCAUUUUCUCAGCACAAAAUGAGCUGCGUUUUUCAUUUGAUAUGAACGUUAUAGUCAGCUCUUUGAGAAAAUAAUGUGGAACAUCCAUCCCAAUGCAAACUCUAAAUUAUUAACGUAAAUGGAGACACUUAUCUUCCUUCUUAAGGUACACUGUACAACUAAACCUGAAUCUUUGUAUUGAAUAGGAAGGGGAUAUAAAGUUUCCUGUAUGAUAAAAAGUGAAAAUUUUCAAGCAUCAUGACUACACAUCCCUGUGUUACACUAUAACUCUGUUAAAGCACUUCUUGUUACACAAAAUCCUGCCAACUCCCCUGUAGAUGCUUCUUUGGCUAUACUCUCAAAUGGUUAGAAAAAGUACACAACUGUAAUAUAACGAUCACAGCUUUCAAUGCAGAAUUUGAAUCUUCGCUGAUUUUCCACCAUAUUGGCUCAGUAACAUUUGUCAUGCAUACUCCAGCAUAGAAAAAAUAAAUAAAUAAACCAGUUAACACAAAUGAUCGGUGUAUAGCGUUACUUUCAAUACACAGGUUAUGUAAAAGCCUUGAGUCUCUGCGAUGUAAGAAUAGUUUUUGGAAACCAUCUUCCAUUUGCCUUUCCUCUAAAUAAACCAGCUUGUUCAGGGGCAUAACACAAACCCUCCGCUGAAUCAAGAACCAGUGCCUUUCGUAACAUACUCCAGACCACUAACCGUCAAUCAAAAGUUAAGCUUUUCUUGUAGUACCCAGUUUUAAUGGUCUCCAUCAAAGGGUUGUUGAUUGACGGUGAACAUAGAAAUAUCAAGGAACAAGACAUUUCGUGCCGAUUUGUAGAACUGAGUUAGAAUUUUCCCGAUGCAUGAACAUUUUGGGUAUCUUUCGGCGGGGUAGGUGUUGUGCUUCCCAUGUAAAAAAAAAAAUUGUACUGCAGCAUGGAUUGUAUUGUAUUAUUGAACACUUUAUUAAUUGGAGAUGUACAAAACAUGGAUGUUUAGCAAUAAAAUAUUUCUGAAAUU
Messenger RNA from Pocillopora meandrina, 7831 nucleotides. NCBI's taxonomy places the organism in Eukaryota, Metazoa, Cnidaria, Anthozoa, Scleractinia, Pocilloporidae. The record is from the annotation of a GenBank genome assembly.